Molecule: messenger RNA, 1002 nt
Organism: Rubroshorea leprosula
Lineage: Eukaryota; Viridiplantae; Streptophyta; Magnoliopsida; Malvales; Dipterocarpaceae
Source: the annotation of a GenBank genome assembly
ACAAGUUCUAACCCUAAUUUCAUAACUUCAAAUUUAUUCAUUUCCCCUCAUUUUCUCCUCACUCAGUCACUCACGCACGCAGCCACAAUCCCUCACUCACUCUUGGUCUCAGCCGAAUAAUCAACCUCUCAAGUCUCACCUCAUCUUCAACCUUCUUCUCCCCUUCUUGCUGCUACAGAUCUACUACAUAUCUGUUGUUGGAGCUGCUACAGAUCUGCUCCUGAAGCUGCUGUCAAAGCUGUUAGCUACAGCUUGCAGAUCUGCUCCUGUGCCGGACUCCCCUCUGCUUACUGCACUGCACUGUGCCGGACCCCCUCUGCUUGCUGCACUGCACUGUGCCGGACCCCCUCUGCUUGCUGCACUGUGCCGGACCCCUCUGCUUGCUGCACUGUGCCGGACCCCCAGCGCCGCCAUCCGUACCGCCCUUAGUCAUGUAGAGAAUCUUAUCACUGGCGUCACUAAGGGUUACCGCUACAAGAUGAGGUUCGUCUACGCUCACUUUCCCAUCAACGCUUCCAUCACCAAUGGCAACAAGUCCAUCGAGAUCCGCAACUUUUUGGGCGAGAAGAAGGUUCGCAAAGUGGAUAUGCUGGAGGGUGUUUCCAUCCUUCGAUCUGAGAAGGUCAAGGAUGAAAUCGUAUUGGAUGGGAAUGAUAUUGAGCUAGUUUCACGCUCAGCUGCUUUGAUAAACCAGAAAUGUCAUGUCAAGAACAAAGACAUUAGGAAAUUCCUUGAUGGUAUCUAUGUUAGCGAGAAGGGCAGAAUUGCUGAAGAUGAGUGAUUGCUAUCAAUCAAGAAACUGUUAUAGUUUUGUUUCAAGAACCUCUUUAUGUUGGGUUGAUUUUUGCUUAUAUUUGGAACAAGUAUAUUGCUUUAUGUUGAUUAAUUUCUAUGUAUAUUUGGAACAACUUAUGUUUGGAACAUGUUGCUUUAUGUUGGAUUAAUCUCUAUUUGGAACAAUUUUGUUGAUUUAAUUAUUUGUAUUAAAUUAAUUUUUAUUUA